CACUUUACAUUUCGGCUACUCUGUGAAAGUGCAGUGAUGUGGCCUGUGCUCACAUAGAGGUCUGUUACCCUGCAGUGAGCAUUUGUAGAUGAUGGGGAGUGUUCAGCUUUCAUAUUUCCGACUUUUAAAUCUUUUUAUAGCUGCUUUAUUGGAAUGCGGAGCUCAAAGACCCUGUGAACAGCCUCAUCAGUUGAACAUAAGCCAUGUUCAGCGUGACAGCAUGUCCAUUUCUUGUUUAACCACAACCCACCUGCUGGAAACUCUAACAGUGAAACUACGCAAGAAUAACCCUGUUAAAGACAUCUUGAUCUCGCCAGCAUCAGAGCACCAGAAAUGGUCUGUGAGUAAACAUGCUGGUAAUAUUAGACUUAAUCUGAAAGACAUCCAACAAACAGAUGAAGGCCUUUAUGACUGUGAGGUCUACAAAGAUCAAGACUGCCUUAACGCAACUCGAUUUACCCUGACAGUCAAAGACUGUGCAAAAAUGAAGUCUGUCUCUGCAGUAUCAGGCUCUGCAGUGCUGCUGCCUUGCUCUGAACAUCCUCAACGAAACACAACUGAUAAAGUCACUUGGAAAGUCAUUGAAGGUCACCGGUCAACAGAUAUAACACAAUAUCGCUCAUCAUCCACAACCUCAAACAGCACAGAAAAACUCUCGAACCCUCUGUUUGAGAGAGCGAAACAACUAGAGAAUGGUUCUCUGGUUAUUAGAGAUUCAGUAAAGGCUGAUGAUCUGUGGUAUCGAUGCAGAGUGAAUGACACAACCUGCUAUGAAGUGAAGCUGGUAAUCAAAGGUCUUGUUACAGCUAAAUCCACAACACUGUUUACCACAGUCACUCCUAAAAUUCCUGCUGGCCAGAGCAGGGGCAACACUGACACAACAGCAAACAAUCUGACAGCAGUAGUGAUGUCCACAGUGGUGUCUCUGCUUACCAUCAUAUCACUGAUCAUCUGUGUCAUUGUUUAUUUCAAAAAACGAAAGCACAUAAACAACAGCCACACAGAGCUCAACCGCCCGUUAUCUGUAUAUUAUUCAUAUGUUGCAGAAGGGUAUGAUGUCCCGGUGUAUUCUUUAGUUGAACAGACCUCAGCAUCAAUGUCAACCUUUGACACCAGACCAUCAGAAGCCCUUGCAUAUGAACCAUAUGCCAAAUGUGAAGAUUAUCAAUUCAGAAAUGAAUAAUGGUUGUUUUAAUGUUUCUGACAUUAACAUCUCUGAGUAUGUCCCAUUUUAGCAAUUAUAUGGCAUCUUCUAUCAAAAGGGAAAAUCUAUUAUAAGCAAAUAACUCUGGGUAAUGCUGUUAUGAUUUCAUUCUUUUUAAUGCCGUAACGUAAAACUAAUAAUAUGUUGUCAUAAGUUCUUUCAAGCCGAACUUAAAAUAGUAAAAAUAGUGAUUUUUAUUAUACCAGUCAUGCAGUGAUUUGUUUUGUGAGAGACAGUCAUAGCAUGACACAGACUGAUGAUCUGAUAACUGAGAUCUGAUGUAAGAACUAAACAGUUGGAAACAGAAGUUUUAGAUUCAUGUAGCACCUGGUUUAGCGAAGUUAAAAGCAUUAAAUGUGAAAGGAAAUACACAAUAGGCGGGGGUUGGGCUUCCAUCAUGUUUGCAUUGCUUAUUUAUCUAAUUCUUAACCUGUUGAUAUUAUUAUCAUCAUUCAAGUGAAACCAUCUUUUGGUGCACUGCUAGAACCACCUUUAUAUGACAUACAAAAGCAGACUAUUAACCGGUGAGCCUUUUUUGUCUUUUAUAAAGAGGAGUCAAAAUCCACACCCUUGACACACACUGCGUAUAGUAUCACUGAUCCAUCCCAAUCUGUGGAAAAAUAUUGCUUAAUAUCAACUGUCAUCAGGCAUGUACAAAUUGUUGAAACUAUUUUUAAAAUCAAGGGUAGGGUUUCUCAGAGUAAUGCCAAAGGCUAUUUUUCAUGAAAGACUGAUUAUUUCUACUAAGUAUAAUUUACCAAAUAACCAAUUUACAUUUAAAUACAAUUUAAAGCCAUGGACAGAAGACCUUAGAGCAGGGGUGCCCAAACUUUUUCUUAUGAAGGGCCAAAAUCCAAGCUUGAUUGAGAGCUGUCGGCCAAAAGUAUAGCAACUGUAUUACAUUUGUAUUACAUUGAAGUUGCCAUGUGUAAUUUCCUGAUGUAUAUUAUAAUAUUUAUAAAUAAAUAGAAACAAUUACUUCAACCGUA
Molecule: messenger RNA, 2193 nt
Organism: Danio rerio (zebrafish)
Lineage: Eukaryota; Metazoa; Chordata; Actinopteri; Cypriniformes; Danionidae
Source: RefSeq, a predicted model, not a curated record